Messenger RNA from Aspergillus alliaceus, 1395 nucleotides. RefSeq lists its product as uncharacterized. The transcript has 2 exons. The record is from RefSeq and is a predicted model, not a curated record. Bases 1 to 1395 code for a protein of 464 amino acids. NCBI's taxonomy places the organism in Eukaryota, Fungi, Ascomycota, Eurotiomycetes, Eurotiales, Aspergillaceae.
AUGGGCGCAAGAUCUACUUUGUGCCGGGUCUUACAUCAGUUUCAGUCACUUACAAGAUUCUCCCCAAGAGUAUCCGUUGUGCUAGAGGGCGACCCAGAAAAGCAACACACAUAUACUACCUACGAAUGGGUUAAGGGCAAGGCUAUUGUGACUGUUGAUGUGGAAACCCCUUUCGAUGCGAUUCGAAUUAGUUUUGAAGGUGUGGCCACAACAAGCACCGAGAGAGCGACAUACUCUCUCAGGACUGCCAUUGCCACUCAGACAUUUCUGCGACUAAUUCAACCAAUUGCCUCAAGCCAAUACCCAACUCCUCGAGUACUGCGACCAGGGCAUCAUUAUGAAUUCCCAUUUUCGUUCGUUAUUCCCCCGGCUGUCUCGCCGCAGUCCUGUGAUCACGAUAUCAAAUCAACCCACGUCCAGCUAGCUCAUCAAAUGUUACCGCCAACUGUGAACGAUCCAAGGCUCCGGUAUGAUGAUAGGUGUCCACGCGACGAGCAAGUCCCAGGCUCGUGUCGAAUUGCCUACUCUGUUCGGGUGGUCCUAAAAGGGCGAUCGUCCCGGAGCAGCAAAAUGGCAAAUCUUGUAGAUUACCAGAGAGGUGUACGGGUUAUGCCCCUAGCUGAACCAAUGUAUUGCCUUGGCGGGGACAUACUCAGACCUGGGAUUUACACACGAACUGAGCAGAGCCUCACAUACGGCACUGCGAUUGACAGGUCAGGCCAGGUCGUCGUUACAUCGCAUACCCUCCCCGUUUUGCUAUCAUAUUCUUCUGAAGGUACCGCAGGCAAGGUACAACUAAAUCUGCGGUUCAAUCCUAUCGGGAACGCCAGCCCUCCGCAUCUGAAACGGGUCGUUGCCACAUUACAAUCCACUACGUUUUACAGUACGACUCCGUGGGAAGAUUAUCCCUCUCUGACUGACCGUGGUCUUGCGAAUGGAUGGGAACGCGAGGCGUGUAUUGAGUCCUUCCCGAUCGUUUCAUCUCACAAGGGCCCGCUGGCAUGGGUUGCACACUCUCGUUAUGGCUCCACGUCAACUCGGAACUCUUCCAUAUCUCUCAGUGAAGACAUCUACUACACAGCAUGCAUCGCUCUAGACGUCGCUCUGCCACCAGAACAAACCUACCUACCGACCUUUCAUUCCUGCUUAAUAUCCCGCACCUACAACCUGAAUUUAUGUCUCUCUUAUCGGACCCCAGCAACGAACAACUCUCUGCCCAACACCACCUGUCACAUACCAGUGAGGUUACUCUAUACGAGAAAUGAGCCUAGUAUGAUCUCCUCUCAAGCUACCCCAGAUCCGUUGGGUGUGGACUUUGAUGACACGAAAUUUGAAUACCAACAGCAGCUUACCCAAUUACCGGCAUACUCCGAUGUCAUAGCUGGACUGAUAUGA